This is a messenger RNA of Exophiala aquamarina CBS 119918, 4068 nucleotides long. RefSeq lists its product as uncharacterized. NCBI's taxonomy places the organism in Eukaryota, Fungi, Ascomycota, Eurotiomycetes, Chaetothyriales, Herpotrichiellaceae. Bases 1 to 4068 code for a protein of 1355 amino acids. Gene Ontology annotation, cellular component: nuclear pore outer ring. Gene Ontology annotation, molecular function: protein binding; structural constituent of nuclear pore. The record is from RefSeq and is a predicted model, not a curated record. The transcript has a single exon. Gene Ontology annotation, biological process: protein import into nucleus; poly(A)+ mRNA export from nucleus; transcription-dependent tethering of RNA polymerase II gene DNA at nuclear periphery.
AUGUUUUCUCCAGAUGCCUCCAGAGCCCAGUCAUUAAGACCCAAGAGAAACCGACAGACGGUAGGCACGGAUGACACAAUAAAACUACCCCAGGCGAAGCGAAAACGAUCAGCUCUACGUCGAGAUACCUUCGAGCCCUUGGCUGAAGCGAGCCUGAAUGAGGUUGCCGGGCGAGAAACUACUGAAGAGAAAAGCAAUGGACACGCAACAGCCCCUCCCGAGUCUCGAGAAGUUACCAUCCGAGGAAAGAAGCCUGAGAAACGAUCUGAACGUGCGACAGGUUCGGCGGCAUUAACUCUUUCCAACAAUGAUUUCUAUACAAUCGUCCAACUGCCAGCCCUACCUGAGCAAAUCCGAAAUCAUCCAGACAUCCCAUAUUCAUGCGUGAUAUCCCCUGAAUAUGGUUACGCACUCGCCUUGACACAUUCUGAUGCUUUGACCUGGCCUUUCAAUUCCAGUGCGUCUACACCUUCGUCCAGAGACGUCAUAAACUUCAAACUGCCAUUCCCUCCUUCAUCUGCCGAAGAUCCUCUGCCCCUGGCCACCUUCACAGCCAGAUCUGCAAGUGGUGAACCUGGGCUUCUCGUGGUUUCAUCAAGAUGGGGGAAAGUCGUCUUUUGGGAGACCAUCUCGAGUGCAUCAUCAUUUCUCCCGGGUCAGACAUCAAGCGGGGUGCAAGGUUCAAUUGUAGGACUGAUGAGCGGCGAAUUUGUUGAGGAGUUGGUCAAUGCAGAGCCUUCUGGCUUCAUGCUAGCUUUCAAAUAUGGCCGAGUCGCUCAUUUGACCAUUCGUGACCAGAUGGGCAGACCUAAUAUUGGGGUGCAACAUCUUCGAAAAUAUACGAAUGCAUCCGGUAUCUUUGGCAGCAUUCGUAACGUAUUCAACGGAGAUAAACGAAAAGGAACACCUAUUAUCAAGGCUGGAGGGUCCAGGAAGGGCCAACGUGAUGUUGUUGUCGCGACUGAGGAUGCAGAGCUUGAAUUUUGGAAUACCAAUCUCAGCGUCGGAAACUCGCUGGAGACAUCCUUUAGUUUCAAAGAAGCUAUCUUGGACGCACUCAAACCAACCGUCUCUGAGACAACACUCCAAUUCAAAAUCCUAGAUGUCGAGCUUUCCGCUGGUCCAAGCACCGCGUUGUCUCGACGGGACAGUCAUGGCGCGCCCAUGAUGGUACUGGCCUCACUGUCUACCGACAUUGAAACAAGUUACCACAUCGUCGAAAUGGUGGUGGAUCAAGAUGCAAAGGUCAAGGUGGUCCAUCCGAUCAAAUGUUAUACGACACCGCUCAAAGAGCAACAUUCCUGGAGACCGCGUUUGUGUAUGUCCAAAUCCCAGCCCAUGGUAUUUAUUCUGUUUGAGACUGCAGUCGUUCUCUUUUCACUGGCGAAAGUGUCAGAAUCUCCAUCGUCACAAUUGUUAAUGGAACGGCACGCACUUCCCGAACCAUUUCAGGACUGCAUUCGAUUUCAAGAGGGUACUAUCUUCAAAGUUAUUGGUCACGCUUUGGAAAUGUCUGACAAACAAUCCUCUAUUGUGUUCGGGGUGCAAGGCUUUGGGAUAGUCAAAGCUACCUCACACUUACGAGAACAACAAGAAUUCGAUGUGGAAGCGGAUGACUUGCAAAAUCAAAUUUCCGCAAAGACCAAGAUUGAACAAGCAGUUUUCUUUGGUACCAUCAAGCAAAAUCCUUUCGAUCUCCAAAGUACUACCAAUUUGUUCUCUGCAGCGGAGGUCCAAUCAGCGGCACUUGAGAUCAGCUCAGAGAUCCUCUCUUCAUCUUCCAAGCACCUUCCAAAAACCGCUCCACAGAUUGAUACUCAAAUGCGACUCCGAGCAAAAGCGUUGAAUGACUUGGCACAACAUUUGAUUGAACAUUAUUCUGCACAAGUUUCUCGACAGGUUCGGUUUGAGUUACUGUUGAAUGCUGAAAAACUAGCUGCUGCGCAGGCUAUCUGGAAGGUGCAAGAAGAAAUCCAACGAAACUAUCCACAGAGCGACCGGGAAAUGACGUAUCUUGAAUUCACAUUGCGUGCACUACACGAGAGUCGCCAGAAAUAUCCCGACCCUGAGAAGGGAGAAAAAGAUCGCGUUAGACACUGGCUUGCCAACAGUCCUGGUCAGGUCAAUCAUCUCCUGAGCGAACUCGUCAGUUGUAUCCGAGAGUUUGAAAAAAUGGAUGUAACAGAUCCGGUCGUUAUCGCCGACUAUCUGAAGGAGGCUGUUGAUCUUUGGGUUGCAACAUAUACGGCAGCGCUCAAAUUUCGAGAAGAUAAUGCGCCGCUCCACGGUCUUGGAGAUGAGGUUUUCGAAGAUGGAAUUCUGAAAGCCGGUUUCCCGACAGAUAUCCCCCAUCCUUGGACUUCAGUUUAUGAAACAUUCGGUUUCAGUCAAACGUUGAUUUACGACGUUUGUAAAUUCCUUGUGGAGUGGUGGCAGGUCAAUCAAACUGACAAAAAGGAGAAGAAAAUGCCCACCAAUAUUGAUGGAAAGCCUCAUGAAGCCCCCAAAAUGGCGGCUCUCAAGGAAUUAGCAGCACGUUUGCCGACAGAGGUGGAGCUAUUCUCACGCCUUGUCAAGGAAGAGGCCAUUCAGACAGAAUUACUUCAUAAGGAACGACAAAAGGACCCAGAUGCGUUGAGGGAUGAAAUCCGCAAUCUUGCAAUUGAAAGACUACGCCGCCUAAGGAAAAUUUUGCUUCUUAUCUCCAAGUUCAACAUGCUGGGUGCAAUUCACCUCGCAGAAAAGCUCCAAGAUUUUGCCUUAUUGGUACAACUAACCUAUAUGUAUGACAAACAAAUCCGGGAGGAGGCUCUUGCUAAUCCUUCACUUGUCGAGAUCAACGAAAGAAAGCUAGGAGAAUUACAAGCGCGCGUCGAAACAUAUUUCGAGCGAUUCGGCAAAGGCUGGGCGUACGCUAACUUCAGUCAAUUGAUUAUUGACGGAGAAUUGGGAACCUUGCUUUCAAAAGGGCAAGAGGACGACAACAAACGAAAGGCAAUCCAAUGGUUUUUCAGAAAAGCUCAAGACUAUGGCCAGCAACUUGGAAAGCUCAGCUGGAUUACGGAUGUGCUCAUCUCCGAAAACUUUUCUCGUGCCGAAAAAGCUCUCGCCCAAGUAUCUACAGAAGAAACUGUGGAUAUUUGGAACAAGAAGACUGAGCUCGCGCUUGCUAAAUUGACACAUCUGGCCGCCGGAGGAGAGGACACAGCAAAAUACAACACAGACAUAGCGUUGAUCGAGAUUCAAGAAAUGGUACAUCUGCACGUUACGACAGCUGUAGGUCCAACUGUUGAUGACAAAGCCGCCAACGACCUCGCUGCAGAGAUCUUCGCCACCAGAGUUGUUACAAAAGCUCCAGCUUUGAAGAGACUGUUGAAAAAUGGACUGAAAUCGUUACUCAGUCGGUCUCCACUAUCACCUGAAGAAUUGAUCGAUGUUUUGACGUUGAUGGAUCCUACCGCUUGGAUAGGAGACGAGCAAGAUGAUCCUCAUAUCCUCGGAAAUGAGUUCAACUUAGCUUUACGGGCUGUAAGAAUCUCAGCUGCGCUGUCUACGACAUUCAAGGAUGACCUGCGAGCCGUUAUCUGGAGGCGAGCAAUGAUCAGAGAUGAUUGGCUUGCUCUCAACGACACAGCUGGGAAGGAUGACACAAAGGUCGAACAUGAACAGACCUCGACAAGUCUAUUCAAAACUCUGUAUGCCUCCUUUAUCGCGGACCAAGCGGACGGCGAAGAACUUCAACUUUUAGCCCCAUCUGAAAUCCUUGCUCGAGAAGUUGUCUCUGGUGCCAUUCGCCAUAGAUUUGUUGAGAACGAAUUAGAAGGAAUUCGCAAGGACUUGGACAAGGAACAAGCCAAGCUGAAGUCAUUCGUGGAUAAAGGCAGGCUUGAGGAUCAUUAUGCCGGAUUGCUUUCUUACGCCGAGCGCGUUGCCCGAGAUCAGGCUGAUCAGCAAGGGGAGAUGAUGGCGCAGGAAGUUAGCACCAACAACGAUCACGAUGACGACGACGACGACGACGACGACAACAACAACAACAACAACAACAACAACAACAACAACGAGGCUUGA